AUGAAAAGAAAAUAUACCAAAAAAGCAUCACCUUCUUUUUCUCCUUAUCCUUAUCCUGUUGUCAAGCAAAGUGAUGAAACACCAAGACAACGCCCUACAAGUAGUGUUCGAAACGCAAAUACAGUGAAGACCAACGUGAAACAAGCUCCGGCAGAAAAGGAAGAUUACAUUAUUAAGCGUUCUACAGAAGCAGCUCUUAUCUACGAUGAAUUAGCUGCAGAUUUUGAUGUUGCUGCUGCAUUCAAAGGUGCUGAAGAGUGGAUUCCUACUUUUGAUUCAUUCAACAGAAAGCCUUCUGUACGUGUUCAAUGGAGAGGACAUCCACUCAAAAUCAAGCAUAUGCCUUAUUAUGACAGAUUGCAUCGGGAUGAAGCUUCAAUUGCUGCAACGCUUCGUCUUACUCCAGAACAAUACCUGAAAUGCAAAUGGGCUCUUAUCUUGGCUGCUAAAAAUGCUUAUGAAACUAAAUCCUUGUUCCGUAAAUCUGAAGCUCAGAAAGUAUGCUGCAUUGAUGUGAAUAAGACAAGCGUACUCUGGAAUGCUUUCGGUAAAUUGGGAUGGCUUGGACCAAUGUGGCCACAAUAG
Messenger RNA from Gilbertella persicaria, 585 nucleotides. RefSeq lists its product as uncharacterized. The transcript has 2 exons. The coding region runs from base 1 to 585 and encodes 194 amino acids. Gene Ontology annotation, molecular function: protein binding. Lineage: Eukaryota; Fungi; Mucoromycota; Mucoromycetes; Mucorales; Choanephoraceae. The record is from RefSeq and is a predicted model, not a curated record.